UUUAAUUUUCAAACGUGUCUCAUUCAGAGCGAGAGAGAUAGACUAAGACAAGCUACCAAAUAAAUAAAACAGAGACAAGAGAUAAAUCUAUUUAGUCUGUCGGAAUUAACAGAGAUCUUCAUAUUUGGAGAAACCGGCGACGUGCUUAGUGUUGAUCUACAAUUAUUGGUAUAGUUUUUUUUUUAUAAUAAAUUAUGUUGUCUAAGUGGUUUGUUCUGUGCUUCCUGGCUCUUGGAGCUUUGGCUGCUGAAGAAGACGUUCUUGACCUCACUGACGGCGAUUUCACAGCUGAAUUAGACCGUCAUGACAACACACUUGUUAUGUUCUACGCACCCUGGUGCGGACAUUGUAAACGUCUUAAGCCCGAGUAUGCUGAAGCUGCUGGGAUGCUGAAAGGCAGUGAUCCAGCCAUUACUUUGGCUAAAGUUGACUGUACAGAGGGUGGUAAAGAAACCUGUAGCAAGUAUGGAGUCAGUGGUUACCCAACUUUGAAGAUCUUCUCCAAGAGUGAAAUGGUCAGCGAAUACAAUGGUCCACGUGAAGCUAAAGGAAUUGUCAAAUACAUGAGGGGACAAGUUGGACCAGCUUCCAAGGAACUUAAAGGUGAAGAAUGCCAGAAAGCAUUCUUGGACACUGACGAAGUUAGCUUCAUCGGUUACUUCGAAGACGAGAAAUCCGAGCUUGCUAAAUCCUUCCAAUCUGUCGCGAAGAAAUUACGGGAGAAAGCGCGUUUCGCUCACUCAUAUGUUAAAUCUCUAUUGGAGAAAGAAGGACUUAAGAACCACAUCAAGUUGUACCGUCCCAAGGUCUUGCAAAACAAGUUCGAAGAAAGUGUUGUUGAACACACCGGAGGCGACUCAAUUGCUGAUGUCAACGACUUUGUCACCAAGAACUACUUCGGUUUGGUCGGCGUACGUACUCGUGACAACGCGGCGUCAUUCGAGAAUCCACUGGUUGUUGCUUUCUACUCUGUUGACUACGUUAAAAAUCCAAAGGGAACCAACUACUGGCGUAACAGAAUCAUGAAGGUCGCCAAAGAGUUCCCUGAAUUCAACUUUGCUAUUUCAAACAAAGAUGACUUCCAACACGAGCUCAAUGACUUUGGAAUUGAGUUCACCAAAUCCGAGAAGCCAGUUGUAUUCGCACGCGACGACAAGGGUCUCAAAUACGUCCUCAAGGACGAAUUCAGCGUCGAGAACUUCCAGAAAUUCGUUAAAGACUUUGAAGACAAGAACUUGGAACCGUUCAUCAAAUCCGAAUCCGUCCCAGAAGACAACUCUGGCCCCGUCAAGGUUGUGGUUGCCAAGAACUUCGAGGAAGUUGUUACCAAACCAGACUCUGAUGUUCUCAUUGAGUUCUACGCACCCUGGUGUGGACAUUGCCAGAAACUUACUCCAAUUUACGACGAAUUGGGUGAGAAGAUGGCCAAAGAAAACGUUGUCAUCGCCAAGAUGGACGCUACCGCCAAUGACGUACCACCAGAGUUUGAAGUACGUGGAUUCCCAACUCUCUACUGGGUACCCAAAAAAUCCAAGAGCUCGCCAGUCAAGUACGAAGGUGGACGGGAGCUUAACGAUUUCAUUAAGUACAUCGCCGAACACUCGACUGACAAACUCAAGGGUUAUGACCGUAAGGGAAAUCCCGUCAAGGCUCCAAGUGAUGAGCUUUAAAAAGCCUGACUAUCUUUACGUUUAUUUUAUAAUAAUUAUAACAGAAAAAUUAAUUUUAUUUCCUCGGCAUAAAUUACAUAUGUCAUGAUAAAUUUGAUACGUGGCUCACCGUCUUCACAUUUAUAUGCCGAAGGAAUAUUUAUUUAUAUAUUUAUUUAGGUACAUAUAUAAAUAAAUAUAUUUUUCUAAUAGCACAAAUAACAUCUAUAAAUAUGUGCUUUAAUUGAGUGAGGUAUAAUCCUUAUACAAGGAUUCAUUCCAGCAUUUUUUUUAAACAAAACUUUAUGUAAGUUAGAUUGUAAGGAUAUUGAUAAUUGUAAUUAACAAUUUUGUUUAUACCUUCAAUAAAAUAAUUGAUAUCAUUUUUUCA
Messenger RNA from Cotesia glomerata, 2040 nucleotides. RefSeq names its product protein disulfide-isomerase A3 (gene ERp60). The coding region runs from base 195 to 1670 and encodes 491 amino acids. Lineage: Eukaryota; Metazoa; Arthropoda; Insecta; Hymenoptera; Braconidae. The transcript has 3 exons. Gene Ontology annotation, biological process: protein folding; response to endoplasmic reticulum stress. Gene Ontology annotation, molecular function: protein disulfide isomerase activity. Gene Ontology annotation, cellular component: endoplasmic reticulum. The record is from RefSeq and is a predicted model, not a curated record.